ACGACAGCCUGGGUUUCUGCUCUGCCAAACGUCCACAUCGGCUCUGGGUUAUCGAGCCGCGGUCAUUGCACAUCCACAACUCGCAACAUCGUCAUGGCACCGAAGCGACCAUCGUCUGCCUUGGUCGAGGCGAAAAAGCCUGCAGCUGCAACAAAGCCCAGAUCCAAGGCCCCUGCGCCCCCUCCGAAGGAGUACACCUUUGACGUCGCCGAGGAUGACAGCCACGAUGAAGACGAAGACGAGGGCGAAGAUGCUGAAGAAGACGACCAGGAGUACGAUGAGAUUCCCGAGAUCAAUGAGGACGACGACGACGACGACGACAAUGAUGAAGAUGACGACGACGAGGAGGAUGAGGAUUAUGAGGGCGCUGAUGACGAUGACGAUGCUGAGGACGAUGUCGAGGAUGGCGAUGAGGACGAGGAUGAUGACGAUGAGCUCCAGAGCAGCGAUGACGAUGGUGAUGACGAUGAAAGCGGCACGCUCGUGGGCUCAGUUCGCAGCCGCGAUUCAGCCAAACCAAGGCGUCCCGAAAUCGAUCCAGUGUACAACUCUGAUACAUCAGACGAGGAAACCGAGAACACCAUCGGAAACGUGCCCAUCGAGUGGUACGAGGACUAUGACCACAUCGGCUACGACAUCCAUGGUCAGAAAAUUGCCCGUCCCCAGCAAGGCGACGAGCUUGAUUCAUUCUUGGCCAAGAUGGACGACCCGAAUCUCUGGCGGUCGGUAUACGACAAAGUACAGCAGAAGAACAUUGUUCUGUCGUCCAAGGAGCUCGAAAUGAUCAAGCGAAUCCAGAACCGAACGUUUGCCGAUAGUGAAUACGACCCUUACGAGCCAACUGUCGAGUGGUUCACCUCCAAAACCGAAAUCCACCCGCUCUCCAGCGCGCCUGAACCCAAGCGGCGUUUCAUUCCCUCCAAGUGGGAGGCCAAGCGGAUCAUGAAAAUCGUCCGCGCCAUUAGAGAGGGUCGUGUUGUGGUCAAGAAGCCCGAAGUUGUGGAGCCCGCCUUCUUUGAUAUCUGGGCCGACAAUGCCGAGCCCUCUACGCCGCACCCCAUGCACAUUCCGGCCCCGAAAGUCGCGCCACCACACCACAUGGAGUCAUAUAACCCUCCAGCCGAGUAUAUCCCGACCCCCGAGGAAGUCAAGCAGUGGGAAGCACUCGACCGUGAAGACCGUCCGCAAAACUUUAUCCCAAAGAAGCACUCGAGUCUGCGCCAAGUCGCAGGAUACCAGCGAUUCAUUCAGGAGCGCUUUGAGCGCUGUUUGGACCUCUACCUCUGCCCUCGUAUGAUCAAGCAUAAGAUCAAUAUCGAUCCCGAGUCGCUUAUCCCCAAGCUCCCCAGUCCAAAGGACCUGCGACCCUUCCCCUCCUCGCUUGCUGUCGUCUACCGUGGUCACACAGACCGUGUCCGGAACUUUUCCUUCGAUCCCACCGGCCAGUGGAUCAUUUCGGGUUCGGAUGACCAGACCGCCAAGAUUUGGGAAGUCUCGACUGGUCGGUGCAUCAAAACAUUCAAAUUUGAAGGCUCGGUCUCGUGGGUUUCGUGGAACCCCAACCCGUCUGUCUCCAUCGUUGCAUUGGUUGAACGCAACAAUGUCCAUGUUUUCAAUCCCGACAUCACUGGCGCCGAGAUCCGAGACGCAACCAACCGGCUGCUUGCUCAGGGUUGGGAGAAACACGAUGACUCCAAUCAAAAGCAAAGCGACUGGAUCAAGGUGUCUCGGGGAUUGGAAAGUGGAUACAUCAAAAUCCAGCUCCAGAAGUACGCCACAAGCGUCGUCUGGCACCGCAGAGGCGACUACUUUUCUACGGUCUGCCCCGAUGCUGCCCACACUGCUGUCUUGGUGCACCAGCUCUCGACGCACCAAACGCAGAGCCCCUUUAAGAAGUCCAAGGGACUUGUCCAGCGUGUGCUGUUCCACCCGAGCAAGCCUGUUCUCUUUGUCGCGACCCAGCGAAACGUGCGAGUUUACGAUCUGGUCAAGCAGGAGCUCUUCAAGAAGCUCCAGGCUGGCGUCAAAUGGAUCUCCAGCAUGGACGUUCAUCCUUCUGGCGAUCAUGUGCUUAUCGGCAGCUACGACAAACGGCUGUGCUGGUUCGAUAUGGAUCUGUCUGCCAAGCCUUACAAGACCUUGAGAUAUCACAAGUUUGCCCUCCGUCACGUCACCUACCACAAGCGCUAUCCGCUCUUUGCAUCGUGUAGUGACGAUGGCACCGUCAACGUCUUCCACGGCACUGUUUACAGCGAUUUGAUGAUGAACCCGCUGAUUGUGCCCCUGAAGACGCUCAAAGCGCACGACAUCACCCAGAAUCUCGGUGUGCUGCACUGUGAGUUCCACCCAUCGCAGCCCUGGAUCCUGUCGUCGGGUGCCGAUCACACCCUAAAGUUGUUUUCCUAGUUGCCGAGAGCCGGUUCAUAGGCCAGGAUUUGCAGUCGAGUCCAGGCCAGCUCGCCGCCCCAGCCAAACAGAUGCAAUAUAUUCAAUGGAUCACUCGCA
This is a messenger RNA of Polychytrium aggregatum, 2505 nucleotides long. RefSeq names its product NUC169 domain-containing protein. Gene Ontology annotation, molecular function: protein binding; ribonucleoprotein complex binding. Gene Ontology annotation, biological process: ribosome biogenesis; maturation of LSU-rRNA from tricistronic rRNA transcript (SSU-rRNA, 5.8S rRNA, LSU-rRNA). Gene Ontology annotation, cellular component: PeBoW complex; preribosome, large subunit precursor. The transcript is spliced from 19 exons. Lineage: Eukaryota; Fungi; Chytridiomycota; Chytridiomycetes; Polychytriales. The record is from RefSeq and is a predicted model, not a curated record. Bases 94 to 2406 code for a protein of 770 amino acids.